This is a messenger RNA of Vollenhovia emeryi, 2675 nucleotides long. RefSeq lists its product as uncharacterized. NCBI's taxonomy places the organism in Eukaryota, Metazoa, Arthropoda, Insecta, Hymenoptera, Formicidae. The transcript is spliced from 9 exons. Bases 346 to 1788 code for a protein of 480 amino acids. The record is from RefSeq and is a predicted model, not a curated record.
CGCAGAGAGCAGCCAGUCCGGGGCCGUCGCUCGCGGCGCUCAUCGUCCAAUCCGCAUCGAUCGAUGCCGCCGCGUGUAAAAUCUGCGCGCACGUACACGUAGACGUGCGCGCGCGUCAAUGCGCGUCAACAAUCGCCGCGACGACGACCACCGCCAGUCCGCGAGUCCCGUACGUUUUCUUCGCGGCCGAGGCUCGAGACGUGGUUCUCCGGGCGCCGCGUGAAUCCGCCGCCCCGCGAACACGGCGGGGAAUGACGCGCGCGGACACGGCACCGCGCGACGACGAAGGUGGCGCGAUUAGUAGCGGCGUAGCGCGCGCGCGACCCCCGACUCCGUCCCGCCGCGAUGCCGUCGCCGAGCCGUCUGGACGCGGUCUACCGGAGCAUCCUGCUCACCAAGUUCUUCACCAAGGGCUGGGGCAACCCGCAAAAUCUGCGAAGAAUCUUUGAAUUCAGGAAAGUCAUCGCGAACCGGGAGGCGUGCUACAACAUGAUACCGUUCGACUACCCGAUAGAGAUAACGAAAGACGAAAUUUGGUCGGACUGUCAUAUAAUCGAGGGUCGAUUCGAGUCGCCUUUUGAAAAGCACCUCCCAGGGAUAAUGCCGGACAAGACCAAGCUGGCGUACUUUCAGGUGGUUCUACCGCCCAAAUGGAGCUCCCACAAGAUGAAGCCGGUUUGUUUACACCUGGCGGGAACGGGCGACCACUUUUUUUGGCGACGUAGAAAUCUUAUCGCCAAACCGCUACUCAAGGAAUCCGGGAUAGCGUCGAUACUGCUGGAGAAUCCGUUUUACGGCCUGAGAAAGCCAGUUGAUCAAAUACGGUCCAGUUUGCACAACGUGUGCGACAUUUUUAUCAUGGGGGGCUGCCUGAUAAUGGAGUCGAUCGUCUUGCUAAAUUGGUGCGAGCGGCAAGGAUUCGGUCCUUUGGCUCUCACCGGACUGUCAAUGGGCGGACACAUGGCAUCCUUAGCGGCUACUAAUUGGCCGAAGCCAAUCUCAUUGGUACCCUGUCUGUCGUGGUCAACCGCUUCGCCCGUAUUUACGGAAGGAGUAAUGAGCGCAUCGAUCAACUGGGCACUAUUGGAAACGCAAUAUUUCUCGGACGAAAUGUACCAAAAUGAUCUCGCGAAAAUGGUGAAAAUUAUCGAUCACGACGAUGCUUUUUUAGCCGGCCAACAUUUCGCGAAGCAUUAUCCUGCGAGCAUGAAGAGGGUAGACAAGCUGAGAGAAGAGAGUAACGGAGACAAUAAUACUACGGGUGAUGCAACCAGUACAAAUUCUAUCGAUAAUCCUAGCGGCGUUAACGUUACCGCCGAGUCCAAAAGUGAUAGCAGUCAGUUGCAGUGUCUGAUUGCGGAGGAGAAGGCGGCGGCCAAAAUAUUUCCCCUGAACCUGAUUUCCAGCAAGUUUAAACCGAAGGAAUCGAAUGCUCUCAAGGGAGUUUGCUUAUUACCAGUGCCGAAGCAUCCGCUGUUUUCAGACAACAAGUGGCGCGAGCACGAAGCGUUGCAAUUUAUGCGCGGCAUAAUGGACGAGUGCACGCACUUGACAAAUUUCGAGAAGCCGGUUGACACGGAAUUGAUCAUCGCCGUGUGCGCCAAGAAUGACGCUUACGUACCGCGAGACAGUUGCAUGAGUCUGGAAACCAUCUGGCCGGGGGCUGAGAUUCGUUACAUCGACGCUGGACACGUUAGUGCGUACCUUCUUCAUCAGAAAGUCUUCAGAUCUACAAUAGCGGAAUGUAUCCAGCGAUCUUUGAAAAAGUAUCCUGUGGAGAUCAGUUGAUAACUUUGCAAAUUGCACUACAAUGGAUGUACAUUAUCUCGAGACUGUCGUAAAUGUGACUAGGUAACGAAAUAUUUUUUUCCAAAUUUAUGAUCGACUACAUUUUUCUACGCUUAGAGAUCUCGGUGUGCACAAACAUGAUCUAUUUUUAAAUCGUGGUAACUAUCUGCUACAAAAGAGUACAACUGUUCCAGUCAAUUUAAUCGAGUAUAAUCAUUGAUGUUAAUAUUAGUGCAUAGAAUGAGUUAGCUGCCAAUAAAACAAGUGUUCCUAUAUUAAAACAAUAAUGCAGUAGACACAAGGUCUUCACACUCAUAUUCACGUGUGUGAGGUAUUCUAUUUUAACUCAAGAAAUCAAAUAACUCAAACUAUAGUUGAUUAGGAAAACAUGUUACAAAUUACUUGGUUUCUAGGAAGACGCGAAGCGGUGAUUUUAGUUUGAGCUCGACUCGUCCUCGAAAUCGACUACUUUGCUCGUUCAAGCUAAACCAUAUAAAGUUCUUGUGAUACGAUUCCCCUUGAUACUCUGAUAUUUUUUGUAGAAAUAUAAAAGCAAUGCCAUUCACAUAAAAGUACAUCUUACGAGAUAUUUGAUGUCGCACUACGUUAGAAUGAAGUACUAAAUAUUUCUUAAGCUAUAUUAAUGCCUCACGAAUUUUACACGUGGAAUAUUAGGGAAAGUUGUAAAUUGUAAAAAUUUAUACGGUUUAUUUUGAGGAAAGUGAAACUUGUAUAACUUCGAGGAUGCUAGACGAGAUCAAACUAGGGUCACUAUUUCAUAGUGGAUUUGCUCAAAGCCAAGUAACUCUUGUCCGUUCGCAUGAAAAUUGAACACGGCACAUCUAUAUGUAAAUAAAUAGAUAUAUAUAUAUAUGUAUAUAUAUAUG